Messenger RNA from Megalops cyprinoides (Indo-Pacific tarpon), 1244 nucleotides. RefSeq names its product interleukin-18 receptor 1-like. The record is from RefSeq and is a predicted model, not a curated record. Gene Ontology annotation, biological process: signal transduction. The transcript is spliced from 7 exons. Bases 1 to 1146 code for a protein of 381 amino acids. Lineage: Eukaryota; Metazoa; Chordata; Actinopteri; Elopiformes; Megalopidae.
AUGGGCACCUUAAGCCACAUUUACAAGAAGAAACUUACUGAAAGUGAUGCUGGAUACUACACCUGCACGUACUCCUUUUGGAAUGGAACGUUUGGAAUAGAACGAGUAUACAACAUGUCUGCAACAGUACAGCUGACAGUGAAUGAUGCCAUACCUGUGCUCGAUCCUCAGAUUAUACAACCUAGAGACAAUGAAUCCAUUGCGGUGGAUGUGGGGAAAGUGGCUGUGAUCACGUGCACAGCGGUCUUGCACAAUGAUCCUGAGUUUGAAGCCCUGUUCUGGCUGAAUGGAACCUCCUUUGUGGAUGAGGAUAGCAACAGCGAUGUCUUUUACAACAGCACCACUGAACGACAGGGGGAAAGGGAAUGGCACAUCAGCGCAUCGCUCGUGUUCAAAAAUGUGUCCCAGGAACACCUCAACAGGAAGUACACCUGCAAAUUAGAAUCAACCGUCCAAAAGUUAAUCAAUGUGUCCAUUAUCCUGGUAAAGAAAGAAUGCCCGGGCGCUAUCCGAUCUUACUUCCUAUGGUUGGGAAUUGUGGGAGUUUUUGUUCUCACGGCUUCAGUGGUUAUUGUGAUCUACGUGAAGCUGAAAAUAGACAUUGUGCUGUUCAUCCGGGACCUGAGGGGUGGUCCCUCCUCUGUCUCAGAUGGAAAAGAGUAUGACGCCUACAUCAUGUGCUACAAGACAAGCAGUGAGGAAGCUUUGCCAGAGGAGGACAGGAGGCUGAUUCAUGAAGUCCUGGAGACAACUUAUGGCUACCAGCUGUGUAUUUUUGACCGCGAUGUUCUUCCGGGUGCAGCGGUGGCCGAUGCGGUGCUGGAGAACAUUGGGAGGAGCCGGAGGCUGGUUCUGGUGCCCAGCACUCUGGACCAGGAACAGGAGGGCCAGUACGGGUUGAUGAGCGGCCUGCACGCGGCGCUAGUGGACCGGCGGACCCAGCUGAUCCUGAUCGAGAGGGCGCCGCGCGGUCAGCUGGACUCCCUGCCUGAGUCGCUGCGGCUCCUGGCCCGGUCCAGCGGCACGGUCACCUGGAGGGACACCCGCUCCGCCCACCUCUCCUCCGCCUUCUGGAAGAAGCUGCGCUACCACAUGCCCGCCAGGAGGAGCCCCCAGCACAGGUCAAAUGAAAUGACAAUACUGUGAAGGAGAUGGAUGGAAAAGAAAUACUCUACCGGAGCAAAGGGGCAGGAGGACAUAGCAACAUGCAGAAUGAGGACAGGAGCAGAUAGCAGUGCUGUGAA